GUCCGCGCUUAUUUGGAGAACAAGUCCGCAUGUGGCAGGCUGGUGAUAGACAAAUGCACUGACGGCGAGAGGUCGUGUGGGUUUACAUGGCACUGGGAAGAAAACGGAGCAGUUGGUAUUCGUGGCACAACCUUCAUCGAGCUGGAUCAACAGGGGAGAGUAUCAUUCCUGCGUGAAAUUUGUGAACCGCUCUACAAACCUGGAGAUGCGACAGUAGAGCUUCUCAAGGCCAUCGGUGGCGACAAUGUUGCUACUUUCGAUGUCCAAGCAGAACGUCGAAAACCCGUGGGAGCGAGUGACAUUUGCCGCUAUUUGUGGAGUGAACUGCAGGGCAAUGCGCCGCCUGCCGAGUCUGUGACCUUUUUUGCUGACCAGGUUCUCUACGAGGACUUCAAUUAUGAGUUGCCUCUCCGUAGAAAGGAAGAGGUCAGAGAUUUCCUGGAGAAAUUUGCUGAAAUCAAGGCACUCAAGUUUGUUGCCGAGCGUUUUUCUGAUGGCAGCAAAGCCUGCUGCUUUACCUGGAAUGUGGAAAUUGCUGGAGCACCCACUGAUGCUCCAAGGAUACGGGGAAUCUCAUUCUACGAGUUGAACGAUGCAGGUAAGAUCAUCUAUGUGCGAGAUAUCCCAGAAAGCGCUGCAAAGCCACCUCCUUUGCAGGCUUUGGCUGCCAUGCUUCGGCCUCGUUUGCGAGUCUUUUUCCCGCGGUCUUCUGUUGUGGCCGGUGAGGCCAUACAUUUUUUGAUGGCCGGUAUGGCUAGUAAUUAA
Molecule: messenger RNA, 765 nt
Organism: Durusdinium trenchii
Lineage: Eukaryota; Dinophyceae; Suessiales; Symbiodiniaceae
Source: the annotation of a GenBank genome assembly